UUCGGGGUGGGGGGAUGGGGGUCGGAGGAUCGCGGGGUCAUCUUCCGCCUCUCUCUGCGCAGACCUUGGUGAGCUUGCACAGCUUGGUGAGGCCGACGAGGAGCCCAGGAACGGUGCAGGUAGGAGUCGUGGCACUUGUUCCCAUUUGGUCUAGUGACUGCUUUAAUUUCAACCCAGCAUCUAGGAAGAGAGAAAAAGUAAUCAAAUUCUCAUGAACAAAUAUGAUAAAAAUCAAACCUUUGCACAGCUUGCACGCUGGAAGGUUUUUGAUGCAGAGACUAGAUGGUAAGUUGGUAACUGGCUGUGCUUGUUGCUCACACUCAUUCUAUGAAAAACAUAAUUUUUCUUCUUUUCAGAUAUGCUGCAGAGGGAUUGUUCUGGCACUGCCUGCAUCCUUUAUUUUUACUAGUUGGUACUUUGCUGCUGCCUGCCUAGCAUAUUCAGAUAUGCUGCUUCCUGCCUAGCAUAUUCAGUUCCUAUGAGUUUGGUACUUUGCUUGCUGAUUCAAAUUUACCAUCUUUACUAGUUGAUGCCUUGAUUGUAUGAUUAUAUAUAUGCACGUUGUUGGAAUAGUAGAUGUGUACUGCGUCAUUGUUUGGGGAAUUCCUUAUUUAGCUUGCUUUUCUGAAAAUGCAUGGGUUAAACUAACAGCUACCCUAUGCAUCUUUAAUAGGCUGCAUCGUUGCUAUUACAAAUGAUGUCAAUUAGUAUAUCAGAGGGGUCUGGAACUUGUGCUAAUGAAGAGGCUGAUACAACUUCGACUCCACGUUGUAUUCGUUCCGCUGUUUGGGAACACUAUAAGACUUGGUUGAUGUGGAUGGUGAGCUAAAAGCAGUUUGCAAGUAUUGCCACCUGAAAUUGGUUACCAAAUCAGGAACUAGCAGUCUCAGAAGCCAUAUUGCCAAUGCAUGUCCAGCGAUUGACAGUGCUGUCAGAAAGGGCUUUCAAGCAUCCAUGAUCAAGCAAUCAAUUGAUAAAAUUUUUGUCUUUGAUGCCCAACUCUGUCGUGAACGGAUGAUUGAUUUUAUCAUCCAUGCUGAAAUUGCUUUCCUAAAGUUUGAAGAUCCUUACCUGCAGCCUUGGAUAGAUUCAAUGCAGCCAGCUUUCAAGGUUAAGGGGCGUCAAACGAUCCGUAAUGAUUGCUGGAAGAAAUAUGAAGAGAUGAAGAAAGAGCUUCAAGAUGAACUUCGAUGUUCGGAUUCUCAUGUUUGCUUAACUUCUGAUAUAUGGACAUCAAGCCAGAAUAUUGGAUACAUGGUGAUAACAGCUCAUUAUAUUGAUCCUAAAUUCAAUGUCAAGAAAAAAAUAAUAAGUUUCAAAGAAUUGAAGUAUCCACACUCUGGUUUUGCCAUUGAGGAAGCCAUUGCAAGUUGUGUCACAAAUUGGGAUAUUAGAGAGAAAAUAUUCAAUUUGACACUAGACAAUGCAAGCAACAACACCUCAGCAUGUACAGAAUUGAAAGCAACUCACAAGCGUGUAUUGCUGUUUGAAGGUGAGCACCUUCAUGUGAGGUGUUGUGCUCAUAUUCUCAAUCUUUUGGUUCAAGAUGGCAUGAAACUUAUUCAUUCAGCAAUAAAGAAGCUUCGUGAGUUAUUAAAGUAUAUCGACUCUUCUCCAUCAAGAAUCCAAGAGUUCAACACACUUGCAAACGGAAUGGGUUUGGCCUCCAAGGCAGGAAUAUACAUUGACAUACCAAACAGGUGGAAUUCGACCUACAAAAAGCUUAGAGAAGCAAAGGCUUACAAAGAUACACUCAAUGCUUAUGCAAAUAGAAACUUUGAAGAAUCUCUGAAUGAGGAUGAGUGGAAGAAGGCAGAAGCACUUUGUGAAUUUCUUAAAGCUUUUGAAGAGCUCACACUUGUUGUGUCUGCACACAGGAAGCCUACAGCAUGAAGUACUGGACGAUUGAGCAGGGUCUUCUUGUUACGUGUUGUCGGUCGCGAUGGAGCAGGGUCUUCUUGAGCAAGCUGGAGGCAGGGUGUCUUUGUCAGAGCAAGCUGGAGGCAGGAGAUUAAUAAGACCAAAGAGCUUCUAUAUUGUAGAAAGGGCCAAGUCUGGUGUCGAGAAGAACAUGUAACUUAAGCGUUUAGCUUGUGUUUUGGCAAAGGAUCUGUUGAUUUUCAUGGAAGCUUAUUGUUUAUGUUGCAACAAUUUGGUACUCGAUGUUAGACCAUAUGUGUGUGUGCUUUUGAUUUCUGAUCAGCUAACUUUCUUAAGAUUGUGAAUUCGCUUAUUGUCAGUUUGCCACUGAAAAGAGAAGCACAGUUAGAUACUUCUCUGA
Messenger RNA from Panicum virgatum (switchgrass), 2281 nucleotides. Its product is annotated as zinc finger BED domain-containing protein RICESLEEPER 2-like. Bases 955 to 1893 code for a protein of 312 amino acids. The record is from RefSeq and is a predicted model, not a curated record. NCBI's taxonomy places the organism in Eukaryota, Viridiplantae, Streptophyta, Magnoliopsida, Poales, Poaceae. The transcript is spliced from 2 exons.